Messenger RNA from Plasmodium fragile, 4257 nucleotides. RefSeq lists its product as uncharacterized. The record is from RefSeq and is a predicted model, not a curated record. Gene Ontology annotation, biological process: endoplasmic reticulum to Golgi vesicle-mediated transport; COPII-coated vesicle cargo loading; endoplasmic reticulum organization. The coding region runs from base 1 to 4257 and encodes 1418 amino acids. NCBI's taxonomy places the organism in Eukaryota, Apicomplexa, Aconoidasida, Haemosporida, Plasmodiidae. Gene Ontology annotation, cellular component: COPII vesicle coat; endoplasmic reticulum exit site. Gene Ontology annotation, molecular function: structural molecule activity; protein binding. The transcript has 3 exons.
AUGGCACUGAAGAGCAUCAACAUCAGCGGCAACAUCGAUUGGUGCCCAUUCAAAGAACACAAGAACUACCUAACCUGUUUCACCUCACAAAACCUUCUGUACUCCAACAGCAGCAACCUAAACAACUACGUAUACCUUCUCGACAUUAACCUGAAUAAUGAUGGAAGAAAUUUAGAGAUUGUAAGUAAGCUAAACUUUGAGGAAGCAUUGAAAAGUGAAAAAAGUGGGAAGAAAAAAGGAACUAAUGAAUAUGUAACUAGCUUCGAAUGGAUAAACAGUAACAGCUUUGUUGAGUCAGACAGUCCAUAUGAAUUUAGCAAGGGAGUCAUAGUAGGAGGAUUAACAAAUGGUGAUGUAAUUUUAUUGAAUGCACAAAAUUUAUUUGUAGAAAAACCAACCCAUGAACAGUUUAUAUUAAGCAAGGCAAAUGUACAUGAGGGUUCCAUUAAUUGUCUCGAAUGUAAUAAACACAAAAACCAUUUAAUAGCAACAGGAGGAAAUGACGGACAAUUAUUUAUUACAGAUAUUGAAAAUAUUUAUUCUCCAACUUCCUAUGAUCCUUAUUUAGAUAAAAAUAAUUUACAAAAAAUUACUUGUUUGAAUUGGAACCAAAAAGUAUCUCACAUUUUGGCUACCUCCUCAAAUAAUGGAAAUACAGUUAUCUGGGAUUUGAAAAUAAAAAAAGCUGCUGUUAGUUUUAGGGAUCCACAUAGUAGAACAAAAACUUCCUCUCUUGCAUGGCUAGCUAAUCAGCCAACACAAAUUUUAGUUGCAUAUGAUGAUGAAAAAAGCCCUUGCUUACAAUUGUGGGAUUUAAGAAAUGCAAAUUACCCCAUUAAGGAAAUCAUUGGACAUUCAAAAGGGAUUAACGACAUCAGCUUCAGCAACAUAGACACGAAUUUAUUAAUUUCUUCAGGGAAAGACACAACCAAAUGUUGGUACUUGAGUAAUAAUAACUUUGAUGUGUAUAAUGAGGUCAACAAUUCUGCUAAUAAUAUUUACUCCAAGUGGUCUCCUUUCAUUCCAGACAUUUUUGCUUCCGCUACCAACAUGGACACCGUUCAAAUUAAUUCCAUUAAUAAUGGUAUGAAGAUGAGUAGCAAUUAUGUCCCCAAUUUUUAUAAGAGGGAUGCGGGGAUUACGUUCGGCUUUGGUGGGAAAAUCUGCUGCUUUGACAAUACCGCCGCGAUUAUCGCCAAGGCGGGACAGCCGGACGGUAGCGGUGUGAGUGGCGUGAGUGGCGUUGGUGCGGAUAGCGGUGCAGAUGUUGGUGCGGGGAGCGGCGCCACUGAACAUAAAUUCCCCAUCAAGUGCCACAUCUAUUCCACCGACAUGGAGCUCAUUUCAGAGGCAGACAAAUUCGAAAAAUACAUCGCCAGCGGAAACUACUUCGAGUUUUGUGAAAGUAAAAUAGCCAAGACGGAGGACGAAUAUGAAAAACUCACCUGGAGAAUGUUGCAACUCCUGUGUACGUCACAAAAGGAAGGAAUUGUGAAGCAUCUCGGUUAUGACAUGAACGAAAUUGUACACAAAAUUGAAGACAGCACGGGAAAGAAACCAGGUUUUAUUUUUAACAAAUUCGAUGAAGAGGAAAAGGAAAAAAUGUUAGCGAAGAAAAAUUCCUCCUCCAAUUUAUUGGCUCAUAAUGGCACCAUGGAUCCGUCUGUAGCGGGAUUAAUGGCGACAGGGGCAGCAAAUUAUAAACAUAUGAAUAAUGGAUUUGUGGCUGGUGGUGCAGGGGCCAUGGACCCGAACAUGAUGUACACCGGAGCCGCGUCCCCUUCCGCCUCCGCUGCGGCUGCUACCUCCCCCAUGGUGGUGGACAAUUUACAGAGCUUCAACUCCUCGUUGGAUGUGGACCCAGAGAAAUUUUUUAGGGAGCUCGGAGAGAAGAAAGAAAAUGAAGAGAUCAAAGAGGGGGAGAAGCAACAGAAGGGAAACAAAGGGGUAGAAGAUGCCACAUCCAAGGGAGACAAAAAGGGAAAGGAUAAAGGGAAGAAAACAGGAAAGGGAACAUUUUCCAGUUUAAUAGGAGGAGUGAUGGAUGAAGAGUACGAUGAUGAAGAUGGGAUGGGUGCAAAUAGCACACUUGGAGGUAGUAAAGACGGCAUAAUGGGUGGAAGCAAAGAUAAAAACCAAAUAAAUGAUAUGACCAAUUGGAAUUCCGGUAUAGAGUCCAUCAUUAAAGAGUGUGUCUUGGUAGGAAAUAUUGAAACAGCAGUAGAGUUAUGUUUGCACAAGAAUCGAAUGGCAGAUGCUUUGUUCCUGUCCUCCUUUGGAGGUGAACAACUGUGGCACAAAACAAAAACGUUAUAUAUUAAUAAACAGAACAGUACCUUUAUGAGGAGCUUGAAUUACAUUUUGGAUGACCAGCUAGACCUCCUAGUUCAACGGAUCGACCUCUCCUCCUGGGGAGAAGCUCUCUCAAUUCUAUGUACAUACGCAUUAAAUAAAGCCAACUUUAAUAACCUCUGUGAAACAUUAGCCAAGAGGUUACAAAAUGAAAAAUUCGAUAUAAGAGCAGCAUCCAUUUGCUACCUAUGUGCUUCUAACUUUGAUCAGACCGUACAAAUCUGGAAUGACAUGCCCUCCACACAAAAUUCCCUCCUCAAUGUACUUCAAAAUAUGGUGGAAAAAAUGACCGUCCUAAAAAUGGCCAUAAAGCAUAACAUGUUUAAUGCUAUUAUGAAUAAAAAAAUUAAUCAAUAUGCAGAGCUGUUGGCUAAUUCAGGUCGAUUGAAAGCUGCCAUGACAUUUUUGUGUUUAACGCAGGAAGACCAAACUGAAGAGAGCCUCAUUUUGAGGGACCGUAUUUUCAACAGUGGUGCUCAUAUGCUUUGUCGUCAGGUCAAACCUCCUAUGUCCCCCUUCCAAGUGUUACAUGUAAAAUCUACCGUUGGGGGGAUGCUGCAUCACAAUUAUCAACAGGGUAAUCAGAGCCCACAAUUUAAGUCCAAUGUUAUGGGUAGUAGCUUGAACCCUAAUCAGUCCAAAAUCUUUUCCCCCACUAAAAGUGCCACCUCCAUGAUUAUCCCCCCUCCGAUGCCCAGGCAAAUGACAGGACAGAUGCAAAUGGCCAAUCAGUCCAUACCUCCACACUCCACUCACAUGGGUUACUCUCCCAUGCCCGCCACCAAAUUCAACACACAAGUUAUAAGUACUCCUCCAUCCCAACGCGCAUCCUUCGCAAGCACAUCAAAUAAAAAUUUCCCUCUCGGCAACGUCAAUCCAGUGAAGCCUCCAUCCAUUAGCACUAUGUCUUCCUCAUACAUGGGGCCCCCCUCAGGACCACCACCACCCUCGAGUACAUGUCCAAUUGGCACAUCUCCCCCUUCCUACGCUUCCAUGUCUAACCUUUCAAAUUAUAUCCCAUCACAGGGUAUUAAAUCAGACCAGGGCGAUCAGAAGCAGACCACGCCAACCCCAGUUGGUGUAGGCGGACCCAUGUUCUCCACUCAGUCCUAUGCCAACCAGAGACGAAUUCAACCCGGGGCAAAUCCUCCACCUGUUCCUCCCACACCUUCACAAGCCAACCAAAUGAACAACCGUAGUUUUCCCUCCAUGCAAAAUAUCGCACCUGGCCCCCCCCCUGUAAAUAGAAAUUUGCCCGUCACGUCUAAUCAGAAUAGUAUGUCCUUCCAGCAGGAUAACUCUGGGCAGCAGUUUCUCAAGAGGGAGUCCAUGGAUCAGCAGACUCCUUACGGAGGGGCAGUGAGCCCUCCCGGCAUGCAGCCAAAUAGUUUUGGCACCUCUUUCCAGGACAGUACGCACAAGGUUGGACUAGGCGGCCAGUCGAGCGGCCCCCCCUCAUCAGGCCUCAGUACGACAUCCCCAAUCGCCGGCGCACUGACUGUCACCCCCGGAAUGCCGGUCCCAUGGCCAAUCCCCACGACCACUCAACAGCUUGGAUCAACGACCACCUCCACGGCGAACGAAAACAAAAAGAUACAAACGGCCACGAAGGAACAAAAUGGCGUGUUCAUGGGAAGACACAACGUAGAUAAUGUUAAAAAAACAAUAAGCAGUUUUCUAAAUGGGUACAUGUCACAGGAACCAAUAAAGAAAAAGGCAGAAGACAUCUCCAUCAAGGUGCACGAGCUGUUUGAUAAGCUCGACACUGGGUCGUUUAAUGAGCAAAUAAAUGACAAUAUUGUAAAUAUGGUUAACGCACUUAAUGCGAAUGACUUCAGGGCAGCCAAUAAAAUUCUAGUGGACCUAAGUAGGAACUUGUGGGACGGAAGCAACAAGUCAUGGUAA